UAUUUUCAGCAUACUAUAUAUUUACGUAUUUGUAUAUGCUACCAUAAAAUUGGACCAGUCAUGGCACCUUUAAAAGAUAUCUAUUCAAACUUUUGUAUCAUCCCAUAUAUUGCAAGACACACGUUUCAAUCUAUUUCAAUAGAUUUUAUCUUUCAAAGAUUCCAUUUAAUUCCAUUCUCAUAGUUUUCAUUAUUGUUUUUAUCUCGACAUAAGUAUUCACUUUCCGUACAUUUUCCAAACUGAAGAUGUAAUUACCAAAAAAUGUUUACAAGGUCGAUCCUCCUCGUUCAAUGUCCAUACUUCAACUGCUCGUUGGAAAUAGCUGUGGCUAGAGAUUCAUUAAUAAUGCAUCAAGUGCUCUACACAUCUGUUGGCAAUUCCUACUUCCACUGGACUAACUUCUCUUUGCUGCAAAACAAAUUACCAAGCUGCAGACGUUCUAUGCUUUUACAAAGUUUCAGCCAACCCUUAACUCGUACUAUAACGUCAAAUAAAAAAUUUUAGGUAUGCGUGAUCACAACUUGUCACAUAUAAGCCUAUGUUGGCCAAGAGAAAAAUAACACGAAACAGUAAAAGCGAUGGACCCCUUCGUCGUUUUACAUUAAACGUUUUGUACGUUCUUACUGUCAUAAUUUAUUUACCCAUCUCUUUAUCCUACGGAAUACGUCAGCAAGACGAUAAUACAUCUCCGUGCGCUUCACGCACUUUCUGGUUACUGAAAUAGUUACAACAAUGCAAUCGAACUUUUGCUUUUGAGAGAAUUAUAUCUCGAUUAUGCAUCGUAGUAACGCCUCGUACAAGGAACAUUCUUCAUGGAUGAUAAAAGACAGUGUUCGCUUGACCUUAGACAUAAAACGUUCGGACGGAUAUAAGGAUUUUAAACGGGCAAUCGGUCUAAAUAGGCUAAUGUUGAAAAUCGUUGGUUUGUGGCCACCAGACAAUCGAGACGCUCAUAAGAUAGUAAAAUCGAGAUUUCGAUUUGGUUACAACCUAAUCACGUUACUUUUCAUACUGACGAUACCAGCUUUCGCAGCACUUGUAAGAGUAUGGGGCGACAUGAUUCUAAUGAUAGAUAAUUUGAUAUAUACUCUACCUCUGUCGAUUAUUGUUCUCAAAAUAUGCAUUCUUUGGUACAAACAAGAAGCUUUAGCGUCUCUAAUUGAUAUGAUCGCAAAGGACUGGAUGAAACCAAAGCUGAAAGAGGAACGAGACGUCAUGCUGAAGCUUGCAAAGAUUAGUCGCAUAAUCGCCAUGUGCGGAUGUUUCAUAGUAAUCAUCCCAGUGACAAUUAGUUUAGUUUGUCCAUUGCUUGGAGUAACAAACAGGCACGUGACUAACCUAACCGACCCUGGUGACAAACCCAUGGCACUACAAACGUACUACUUGCACGAUGUUUCCAAGAGCCCGCAAUUCGAGUUGACACUCUUGGCGCAAGGAAUCACUAUGUUCACUACAGGUAUCUCAUAUUACGCAGUUGACCACUUCCUCGCGCUGCUAGUUUUGCACGUAUGCGGUCAAAUGGAGAACUUGCAUGUACGGUUGACACACAUGGGACGAUAUACUAACUUUGAUGCAGUUUUGAAAUACAACGUUCAGGAUCACGUUCGCUUGAUCAGAUCCGUCGAAAUCAUCGACGAUUCAUUCGAUUUAUUGUUGCUUGUCGUGGUAGUAUACUUUGGCGUAACAUUCUGCCUACAAGGCUUUCUCAUACUUAACGUUCUUAACGACGAGGGUCAGUUAUCAAUCAUUCAGUUAGUUUGGUUCUCCACAAUAACUAUAUGCAUUUUGAUGCACAUGGGCCUUUAUUGUGCUGUAGGCGAAACUCUCGUGACGCAGUAUGAAAAGGUCCAUCGUGCCACGUAUGAAUACGCGUGGUAUACUUUACAUCCAAAAUCAGCAAGAAACUUAAUAUUAAUUAUGCUGCGUGUAAACAAACCACUGUACAUUACGGCUGGAAAAACAUUUCCCAUGACAAUGGCAACGUUUUGCAACUUGUUGAAAACAUCAGCAGGUUAUAUAUCUGUCUUACUUGCCAAUCAAGAUUGACGACGAUGUUAUAAAUUGUAAGCUCAAACUUACCGAUUAUUUAGUACCAGUGAUUAGUAGUUAAUAAUUAAUACAAUAUUGACAACUGAAUUGCACAC
This is a messenger RNA of Harpegnathos saltator (Jerdon's jumping ant), 2144 nucleotides long. Its product is annotated as odorant receptor 43a-like. The record is from RefSeq and is a predicted model, not a curated record. Gene Ontology annotation, cellular component: plasma membrane. Bases 775 to 2046 code for a protein of 423 amino acids. The transcript is spliced from 7 exons. Lineage: Eukaryota; Metazoa; Arthropoda; Insecta; Hymenoptera; Formicidae. Gene Ontology annotation, biological process: detection of chemical stimulus involved in sensory perception of smell; sensory perception of smell. Gene Ontology annotation, molecular function: olfactory receptor activity; odorant binding.